Molecule: messenger RNA, 645 nt
Organism: Penicillium atrosanguineum
Lineage: Eukaryota; Fungi; Ascomycota; Eurotiomycetes; Eurotiales; Aspergillaceae
Exons: 4
Coding region: 1-645 (214 amino acids)
Source: RefSeq, a predicted model, not a curated record
AUGGAUUUCCGCCUCGUCCCUCGAGGCACCGACUGGAACUACACGGGCUUCCUAACCAAGACAAUCGUCUACUCAGGGACAUUAGUCUUUUUCCUGGCGUCCUUCGCCUUAACGCUGAGCUCCAUCAUAAUCCCUAAAUGGGUCAGCUAUCACAGUGAGAAGCCUGCGCUCCACUAUUCCUACGGCCUCCACAAACGCUGCUCCUCCCUCACCGAUAUCUGUGAAAGCUUCCCUCAGCGCGAAGACUGCCAUGGCGAUGACCGGUACUUCUGCUCCAUGUGGCGCUCGGUCGGGUUCCUGAUGUCGUUCGCGGUCGUGCUCCAGGGCAUGAGCAUAGUGACGUAUAUGGUGAUUCUCUUGGGCGGAAAGCGGCUCCGUGAGAAUGGAUGGCGACUGCUUAGUCUGCUGAUCGUUAUGUCGGCGUUUCUACAGGCUGCGAGCAUGUCUAUAGUGGCAUACCUCUACGAUAAUGAAGAUCGGUUUUUCGUGGGCUGGAACCUCGAUGAGUCGUGGGUCUUUUGUACCGUUAGCUGGUGCCUCGGUAUUUUCUGUGCUGGCGCGAUCGUUGUCGCGGCUCAGAUUCUGCCCUCGGAGGGUGGGUAUGAGCUUAUCCCGGAUAAUGAUGCACUCAGGGUGGAUUCGUGA